Myripristis murdjan (pinecone soldierfish) is the source of this 6036-nucleotide messenger RNA. RefSeq names its product zinc finger DHHC-type palmitoyltransferase 5b (gene zdhhc5b). Gene Ontology annotation, molecular function: palmitoyltransferase activity. Bases 1523 to 3727 code for a protein of 734 amino acids. The transcript is spliced from 12 exons. Lineage: Eukaryota; Metazoa; Chordata; Actinopteri; Holocentriformes; Holocentridae. Gene Ontology annotation, biological process: protein palmitoylation. The record is from RefSeq and is a predicted model, not a curated record.
GUUCCGGGAUUCCGAUGUCGGCCUAGCAAGCUAGCUAACUAAUUUGCUAGCAGCUAGCUCAAGGAGGACCGAAACGACACACACCCUACACAUAAAAGGACCCGUGUGUCAAACACCAGGGACAUUGUACCAUUUAUCAGCAGAAGGUGAAAGAAGACAGAACAGAGUAAUACCGACUGAGAGGCAGAGGGGAGAAAGGGACUGACAUGCAUCUGUCUACAUAAAAACCCUGCUGCACAUGGCAUUGUUUGAACGGCACAGAAUGGGAAAGGACAUUUAUCGGCAGAGAAUUUGGAGGUGGGAGGGGUCUCUACACCCAGACCCGGCCAAGUGUGGCGAGACCCUGGUGACGUACGUGGAGCUUCUGUUUGGAAUGAGUUGAUUCUACCCCCACAUUGACACAAAGACUGAAGGCAGGGGUCUCAAAAGAUCCUCGGGGAAUCUGCUCAGCUAAUUGACCUAUUUUACUUGCAAAGGCAAGGCUAGAUGUCUUUUUUUUGAGCAGCUUUUUUUUAACAGCUUUUUUUAUUUUUUUAUUUUUUUUGCAAGAAAUUUCAAAUGGACAUUUGUUUGACUUUUAGCAGCCUCUAGCCACUGGUUCUACAGCAGAUUUUUUGUUUAGAUGUUUUUCCCUGCUGAUUUAGUUUGAAACGCUGGAACUGUCCUGCCUGCAGCCAUCCUCAGCCUCUUCCACCCACCCAGUGCCUAAAUAACCCUGCUCAGACAAGCACAGAAGUCAGCAGCAGCUGCUGUGCUCAAUCCCUCUGCCUGUUCUCCGCUAUGUGCUUCUGCUCUUCUCCUGCUGGCUGUCCAUCUACUACCUCUUUAAUUUUCUGAUCUGUUCAUUCUAAAAAUAUAUAUCUGUAUUUUGUUUUCUGGAUAAGAGAGAGAUAAUCAGAACUCAAGCACACUGAAUAGUGUCAUUGCAAAUGUUGAGUUUCAAGAGUAGGAAGAAGCCUGGAUUGCUCUGAUUUUUAGUUGAGUGUAUGCAAGUGUCUGCUUUUGGGUACAUGCACAACCGUGAUAAGACUGCACUGGUGCCAGGAAGCAGCAUAGAUUAGAGAUAUUUAUAUUGGUGUACCAAAUACAGUUACAUUGAAGCCAUACAGAAUAUUUAUGAAAACACACAUAUUUUUCUAUCAUAUUGCUGUUGUAUAGUCUUGCUUUUUUUAAAGCUUCUAUUAAAUUUAUGUACACAAAAUACACAUAUUUAGAAUUAUCUGUGCACAGGCAAGUAAAGCUGUAGAUUGCUUUAUCAAGAACCCUAUCAGUUUUUGAGUGAUUAUAUUAGUGCCGAGAGAUAUUCAGUGGCUGGACAUCUUUCAUGGAGGCGUGCCCCUUCCAUUGCUGCUUUGCAUGUUAAUAGUAGUGUUGCUUUACUUUCUCAGUCUGUAGUCAUGGCCCCUCCUCCUAUACAGACAACAUCACAAUCACUGUUUUGACCUGUAAAGCCCCCUUUACAGUAGUUAGACAGUAGAUAUCUGCCCCUCUCUCCACCCCCCCUUCUCUCUGUCUGUCUCUCAUGCCUGGCUUCAGUAGUGGGGGGGUUGGGGGAGGAGUAGGUGGCCCUGCUUCCGCUCCUCCCCGUCCGUUUCGGCCCAGUCGUUACGUCCCGGUCUCUGCGGCCACCACUUUUCUGGUCGGAUCCACCACCCUGUUCUUCUGCUUCACGUGCCCGUGGUUGUCGGAGUACUUCUCCUCUGUCAUUCCCAUCUACAACGCUGUAAUCUUCCUCUUCACCCUCGCCAACUUCUGCAUGGCUACUUUCAUGGACCCUGGAGUCUUCCCCAGAGCGGAGGAGGAUGAGGAUAAAGAGGAUGAUUUCCGCGCUCCCCUCUAUAAGACGGUGGAGAUCAAAGGCAUUCAGGUGCGGAUGAAGUGGUGCUCAACCUGCCGCUUCUACCGCCCACCACGCUGCUCCCACUGCUCAGUCUGUGACAACUGUGUGGAGGAUUUUGACCACCACUGCCCCUGGGUGAACAACUGCAUUGGGCGUAGGAAUUACCGCUACUUCUUCCUCUUCCUGCUGUCACUCACCACCCACAUCGUGGAUGUGUUUGGCUUUGGCCUGGUCUACAUCCUGCACCACCGCCAGCAGCUGGACACGCCACAUGCCGGCGUUACUAUGGCUGUGAUGUGUGUGGCUGGUCUGUUUUUCGUCCCAGUAGCUGGCCUGACUGGGUUCCACAUUGUUCUGGUGGCUCGUGGUAGAACCACCAAUGAACAGGUGACUGGCAAGUUCCGCGGAGGUGUUAACCCUUUCACCAAUGGCUGCUUGAGGAAUAUCUCACAUGUGCUCUGCAGCUCCCAGGCCCCCAGGUAUAUGGGCCGGUGGCGGGGCCCCCAGUCAGUGGAAGUACAUCCUCCGUUUCUUAGGCCACCCCUCACUGAAGCCCAGCUGGAGGCCAAGGUCCUGGACAACGGCAUCCAGAACGACCGACACAGCACCAGGUCCAAGAGCAGUCUAGAUCAGAUGGAGAGCCAGUCAGCAGAUGCAGAGCCACCUCCUCCUCCCAAGCCGGAGCUUCGCUAUCCCGGCCUGCCCCGUGCUGACACAGAGGAGAGUAGCUUGUUGACUGAAGCUCCUCCUACUCCAUCGAUGUAUAAGUACCGACCGGCCUACAGCAGCCCAGGAAGGAACCACACUGCCCUCACACACCCCAACAAGAUGAUCCGUGGGGAGAGUCUUGACUCCCCAUCCACCUCCAUCCUCCAGUCCAGCCACCAUCCUAGCUACCGCUCGGAGCCCAGCAGCCUGGAUGGGGCCACAGUGGUGGGGGGAGGUGUGGGGGCACGCAGGGGGGGAGGGGAGAGGGGUGAGGGCCCCGGAGGUCCUGGCGGGAUGACCGGUGGGGUUUCAGGGGGCAUGUCAGGCUACUCCCUGGCUGGGCGCUCCUACACCUCCUACCCAUCCUCUCUGGUCCUGUCCACCGGUGGCUCCCACUCCUCAAGCCUGCGCUCGGCACACACGGCACACAACGCGCUGGCCACGCUCCAAUCAGAGGGCACCACAGACACAAGCUACAAGAGCCUAGCCAAUCAGACGCCUCGGAACGGCAGCUUGUCCUACGACAGCCUGCUGACACCGUCCGAGAGCCCCGAGUUCGAAUCGGCCGCCCACGAGCUGUCGCCGCAGAAGCCCCACGCCCCGUUUCCCCCGGUGACAGGGGCGGCUGUGGCGGGCCAGCAUGAGGUGGCGUCAGCCGGUGCCCCGCUGCAGGGCUACACGUCGCCCUUCCUCUCAGCUCAGAUUGCCCAGCAGAGGGAGGGGCAGCUGCUCCAGGGCUCUGCCUCUUUCUCCUCCCCCCAUAGGGCCUACCUGCGUGCUGUUAGCCCGCCCCCUUCCUCCCCCCCCGGUCCUCCUGAGACCCAGCACCUGCUCCAACACAACCAGGACUCCUCCCGGCCCCCUCGUGCCUCAUCCCACGCCCCUUCCUCCUCAUCCUCUUCCCCUCGGGCUCGCUCACUGGAGCCCCCAGUGUCCCCACCACCUCGCGGCCCCUCCCUAGGCAAGUCCCAGUCUUACACUGGGGAGGCGGGGCCACAGCACAAGCCUCGGCCCACGGGGGGAGGCAGUGUGUUGGGAGGGGGAGGAGCCGGAGGAGGGCCACAGGCUCCACAAUCCACCUCUCGCCCAGGCUUGACCAAUCACAGUACAUCCAAACCAGGGGGCGGGGUGAAGAAGGUGACUGGCGUCGGCGGGACCACCUAUGAGAUAUCAGUCUGAGUGACGGCCAUCCUCCACGGUUCGAUAACGAGGAGGACACACCGUCACCGUACACCUUUCAGUUGUCUCUUAGUUGCUGGAUAUUAUUCACUUCUACAAAAACAAAAAAGACUCUCUUGCUUUGUGUGUUCCGGUGCAGGGUACAAAAGGAGUAAGAAUGUCUUGGUACUCACUUUGUUAUCUUUGUAAUGCCACUGGCCACUCUUCUCCGCCAGCCUUUCAUAUUUGAACAAACCGUAACGAGGAACACUGGUGCGUUUUUCACAGGAUGAAUUUGUCUCCAUUUGGCCACUCUACGAGCCAUAGACUGAUGUGACUGUAUCAUCACGGCCGGGUGCAGAUUUGUCUACAGAGCACGCAUAGCUAAUCAGAGAUUUGGGGUUUUACUUUGGUACAUUAGCACAUGAGGAAACAGCGGUAUCUAACCCUUCAGGAUGGGAUGGCCUUUAUCCAGCGGACGUGGAGCUUCGGAGCGAGGAUGGAGGACUCUUGACCAAUAGAAACUAUCACUGUUUUCUCUUCCACGGUGUGAAUGGAACACAACCUGUUAGGCAAAGUUAGAAUCACUGAGAGGUUGGAGAAGAAAGGACUUGUCAGCACCCAUGAACACAAUGUCAAGUUUAGUUUUAUAAAUCUUUUUUUUUUUUUUUUUUUUUUUUUUUUUUAAAUAUUGUUUUAUAUAAAUGUGUAAAGAAUCUUUGAAACUGUUAUUGGGUGAAACGGUCAGGUAUUGAAGAUGAGUUAUAGAUGAGGGUGACAGAUGUGCUGUGUGUAAUUAUUCACAGAAAGCAGUCGAAAUCAGUUCCCUGUUUUAUUAAUUGAUGGCUGCAUCAGCCGAUCAGGAGCUUUCGCCGGGACUGUCAUCAUCUUAAGAGAGCGAUGAUCCCCUGACGGACAGCUGGAGUGGCGCAUCGUUGAGUUUGAAAGCCACAAAGAAAUUCUGAGUCAUGAUUGCAGCACAAGCAUCUUUGUGGAAUGUACGCUUGUAACAUUUCUGCUAGAUAACAUUAUGCAAAAUCUGUUUGUAGCUUUAAGAUGAUCGUAUGUCCUCUUGGUGGGGUUUUUUUUUUUUCUCUUUCUUUUUCUUGCUGCAGUGUUUUGUCUGUCAAUCAAGAUGCUAGAAAACCUUAUACCUUUAACGGAUGGCCAGCCAAAUAGGGGCAGGGAGGGAAGGGCUUAUUUAUUUCACCAGACAAGAAAACCUUGUAGUUCUGGACACAAUUCCAAACCAGUCACUACCAGUCACUGGAUUUGAGUUUAAAAAUAUAUAUAUGUGUGUUAGUGAAUAUUGGUUCUUUUUCGUAAAAAGUUAAAGGUGGGUAGGGUGUUUGGACACAGAAGAUUAAUUUAGAAAUGCUUAUUAAGCUGGUGAAUCAGGCCACUGAAUAGAUUUUUUUUUUUUUUUUAGUAGAGACUGGUUUGCAAUUGGGGACUGUUUUGAUUGGUUUUUGCCUUGAGACCAUUCAUAGUGAAGCAAGCGCAUUUUUAUUUGAACUAUCUUUUCUAUUUUUGUUUUUACACUUAUUACUGAGAAAUGACUAAAGGCAGAUUAGAUGUUUUGUCAUGUUUUAUUUGCCCUGUUGAUGAUCUACACUUCUUUUUUUACACUUUUGUCAAGGUACAGUUCACUUUUGCUUACAAGCAGGUUUAGAACGGAAUAGCCUAACCAGAAGCAGGAAAGUGUGAUUGUGUGUGUGUGCGUGUCUGUCAGGAUUGGGCAUUAAUUUACAGUAAAGGUUUUUUUUUUUCUAUCAAAGCCCACAACGGUGUUUAAGAGCAGAAUGUUGAAGCUGGUUGAAUGUAGCAGGUCUUCUGGAGUAGGUUUUAAGCUUGAAGCACACGCAAGAUUCAUCAUUCAACCCAAACGACUGUGUCAGCAGAGUUUGCAACCCUUCCCGGCUGUGUCCCUCGGUGUGCAUGUGGUUUUGUUUGUCGUGCUGAAUGCUUCUCUGGCGUGCAUACCUGUGAGAAUAUCCUUGUCAAAAUGCCCACCUGGUUUGUGUGUGGGUGGUUUUACUAAAUGAAGCAUCACUCAUGGCACAAGCCGCAGUCGUGUGCAGAUAAGAGAACCUGUGUUACUUUUUCUUCCUGCUCUGGCCAAGGAUGGUGGCCGAUGAACAGUUUGAAAUUAUGUGAGUAUAUCAAGUAUACUUGUAUGUGAGAAUAAAUAUUGCUAUCGUGGGCUGUGAUGAAUGGAACGAGUUUCAUGAAUAUCUGUAAUGAAAAUGUUAAAAAGACAUUUCCAAAAUGGCCUUAUGAAGAAUUUUUAAAAGAUGUCUUCUCAGAAUAAAAAAAAAAGGUCAAACUGA